Messenger RNA from Colletotrichum karsti, 4596 nucleotides. RefSeq names its product patatin-like serine. Gene Ontology annotation, molecular function: phosphatidylcholine lysophospholipase A1 activity. The transcript is spliced from 3 exons. Gene Ontology annotation, biological process: lipid metabolic process. Gene Ontology annotation, cellular component: endoplasmic reticulum. NCBI's taxonomy places the organism in Eukaryota, Fungi, Ascomycota, Sordariomycetes, Glomerellales, Glomerellaceae. The record is from RefSeq and is a predicted model, not a curated record. Bases 1 to 4596 code for a protein of 1531 amino acids.
AUGUCGUCCGAUAUUUCGAGUGCCGCCCAGGCGGUCUCUGAAACCGUGUCGACCACGAUGAACGCCUCUCCUGAGGUGCUUCCGUCCGCUUUCACGCGAGCGCAGGAGGUCGUCGCCGCCCAGGGCUCUUCCAGCUGGUUGGGUUUCUUUGGUCGGAUGAUCCUCGCCAUACUGUCCCUGGUAUCCUCGAUCUUGUACUGGGCUAUACGCAUUGUCACAAUCUCCAUACCGACCUUGCUGUUCACCUUGUUUUCGACGAGCUGGACUGUCACGAUGAACGCCACUACGUUGAUAGUGAUCAUUGUCGCCCUCAUAUCUGCCAUCAGUUGGGUGGUGCGCUAUCGCAUCCUGAACAUGUACUCCCGACUUCCUCCAGAGCCUCAGAGGAAGGAGCCGGACGUUGAUCUGUUCCCCGACACUCACGACGAAGGGAAGAAGGCUGGUCUCUCGAGCUACUUGGACGAGUUCCUCAGUGCCAUCAAGAUCUUUGGCUAUCUGGAGCGACAGGUCUUCCACGAGUUGACCCGGAGCAUGCAAACCCGCAAGCUUAUUGCUGGCGAGACCUUCAACCUGGAAGAGGAGAAGGGGUUUUGCAUCGUCGUUGACGGCCUCGUGGAGAUCUUUGUCAAAUCUGGCCGAAAUGCCAGAAACUUGGGUUCAGACCACUACGACAGCUUCGGCACUGAGUCCGGCUACGCGGCGGAAGAGGACGAGACGUCGCCCGCGGGACAGAGAUACCAGCUACUCACAGAGGUCCGCAACGGAGCCCCCAUGUCUUCCUUGUUUUCUAUCAUGUCGUUGUUCACCGAAGACGUCAAGCUUCGAUCGACAGACGACGAUACCCCAGAGCCUACACGCAGCGCUGGGUUAGAGACCUCUGCCUUCCCGCGAGGCCCUGGAAUGCGUCGCAUGCCGUCAGAUCCCGUGAGCCCUUUCCCGACGGGUCCUCAGUUCUCUGAAGACGGCGAGGAGAAGCCCGGGGUGAGGAUUGAGGAGCCACCCAAACGAUCCAUCACACCGACACCUGCGCACGCUAGGAUUCCACCCAUCUCUCUUGACCACACGGGCAGCGCUCCUGGUAGUGUGCCUGGCAGCGCGCGUCAUCCCAGGCGGCCCCCGCUUCAGAGUAGGGCGACAUCUGGCUCAGCUCACCCCGACAUCAUUGCGAGGGCGACUGUGGACACAACGAUUGCCAUCAUUCCGGCCAGCGCGUUUCGUCGACUGACCAAGGUCUAUCCGAAGGCGACUUCUCAUAUCGUUCAAGUCAUUCUCUCGCGUUUCCAAAGAAUUACACUGGCGACUGCGUACAACUACCUUGGCCUGACUGGGGAGGUGCUUCAAACAGAGAAGAACAUGCUCUCGUUUACCACCUGCCAACUGCCCAACAUGCUCCGCGGUGAUGCUCUGGAGCGCUUGAAGGAGAAGUUCAGCCGAGAGCGUGAGCGUGUUGACGGUGAAGUGGAAAGCAAAGGGAUCGCUCUGCACAACGCCAACGCCCAUCGCCGUCGCAAGUCGACCUCGACUCUGAGGAAGGAUGCCGUGAUGCACUCCAUGAGCACCAAGGAGAGGUCAUUUUCCCAGGUUGCCACAACAAUCGCACCUCCACGGGAGCGUUCUUCUACGCACACACCGAGCCCGGGCGACCUGUUGGCCAAUAUUCAGUUUGCUCGCAGCGGUGGUCACCGACCGUCCAGCCACAUCGAUCAAGUUGCCGAUGCUUUUCGUCAAGACGGCGUCACGAGCCCUCUUGCUCAGCGGGCCUUAGACCCAUUCUCAACUCAGAAGCCCUCUCGCAUCUCGAUCGACGGUCGCGAGUCACUUGAUGAGGACAAUCUUUUCCGCCACUCCAUUCUCGAAUGCAUGUUCAAGGCUAUCGGACUUGGCAGCGGCGGCAGCGUAUCGCGGGAGGCCGAUUCAGUCGAGGGCUCCCCGAGACUGUUCUCGUAUGACCAGCGUCGACAAAGGGCGGGCCUCGGCAGCAAUGCGUUUGGCCUCAUGGGACCAUUUGAGGCGUCUGGUGAUGGUGACACAGAGUCUCUUACCUCUGGAGGGUUCACCUUGAACACUCCGCCCAAUGCCCACCUACUGGCCAACGACAUGAAGGACGAGGUCGAGAUCGUGUUCUUCCCCAAGGGGUCCGUGCUAGUAGAGCAAGGCGAGCGCAAUCCUGGGCUGUACUAUGUCAUUGAUGGGUUCCUCGACAUCUGCACGACGAAUGCAGAUUCGUCUGCCGACAUUUUGCACUCUUCCAGCAGGACUUCACUUCAUGCGGACUACCUUGCUAUGGAUGGCUCAGCUGCACACUCCUCCGUCAACCUUCUCGGAGCUGGUCAGGCGGGGGAUGCGAAGAAGAAGCAACCUGUUCGCCGCAGCGUCUCCCUCAUCAAGCCCGGCGGACUCGCGGGCUACGUCGGCACAGUGUCUUCUUACCGAUCUUUCAUCGACGUUGUGGCCAAGACAGAUGUCUAUGUGGGCUUUCUUCCUCGCUUAGCACUCGAGAGAAUUGUUGACCGAUAUCCCAUCGUUCUCCUGACGAUGGCCAAGCGACUCACAAGCCUUCUGCCCCGUCUCAUUAUGCACAUCGACUUUGCUCUUGACUGGGAGCAGGUUGAUGCGGGUCAGGUCAUCUUUCACGAAGGAGACGAGAGUGAAGCUAUCCACAUCGUUCUCAACGGUCGAAUGCGUCUUGUACAAGAGAAGAAGGAUGGUGGUGUCAGUGUCCGGGCAGAGUUUGGUCAAGGCGAGAGUAUUGGAGAAUUGGAGGUGCUCACGGAGUCUGCUCGUCCUGGAACGCUACACGCCAUCCGACAGACCGAGCUUGUCAAGUUCCCACGGACGCUUUUCAACAGUCUCGCCCAGGAACACCCCAACAUCACCAUCAAGAUCUCCAAGAUCAUCGCGUCUCGCAUGCGAAAUCUUGUCAAUGAUCCAUCUCAGUUGCUUUCCAAAGAGGCGGGUGGGGUGAAUUUUAUCAGCAAGGGUUCAUCGUCACUCAACCUGAGGACUGUUGCCAUCUUGCCGGUAACGUCUGGUGUCCCCGUCGUCGAGUUUGGCAACCGGUUGAUGAAUGCUCUCGCUCAAGUCGGCCCUGCAAAUGGAGCGACCUCUCUCAACCAGUCGGCUAUUCUCAACCAUCUCGGCAAGCAUGCAUUCAAUAAGAUGGGAAAACUCAAGCUUUCUCAGUACCUGGCUGAUUUGGAGGAGAAGUACGGCCUUGUCGUCUACGUCGCAGAUACCAACGUCAAUUCUCCAUGGACUCAGACCUGCAUCACGCAGGCCGACUGCAUUCUUCUCGCAGGCCUUGCUGAUGGCUCCCCUGAAAUCGGGGAGUACGAACGGUUCAUGCUGGGAAUGAAGUCCACCGCGAGAAAGAUCCUGGUUCUUCUCCACGGCGAGCGGUACUCUCCCUCUGGGUUGACCAGAGCUUGGCUCAGAAACCGCAUGUGGAUUAAUGGCGGACACUACCACGUUCAAAUGCCCAUCGGUGCCAACAUGAUGCCGGUGCACCCGCCUUCGAAGAGGACCAGUACAACACUGAAGGAGAGGGUUCAAAUCAUUCAAGCAGAGAUCCAGAAGUUCACUUCCAGGAAGUCCCGCCACAGCCCUUUUUACUCCCCGGAUGCACCGUACAAGGGCGACUUCCACCGUCUCGCGCGACGCCUCUGUGGCAAGUCUGUCGGCCUUGUGUUGGGCGGUGGCGGAGCCAGAGGCAUUACGCAGAUUGGCAUCAUUCAAGCCAUGGAAGAGGCUGGCAUUCCCAUCGACGUUGUGGGCGGCACCUCAAUAGGAUCCUUCAUCGGCGCCCUGUAUGCCCGCCAUGCAGACGUUGUCCCCAUCUUCGGUCUAGCCAAGAAGUUUUCUGGUCGCAUGGCCAGCAUGUGGCGCUUCGCUCUUGACCUCACCUAUCCCACGGCGUCGUACACGACUGGACAUGAGUUCAAUCGUGGCAUCUUCAAGACGUUUGGUAAAACUCAGAUUGAAGACUUCUGGCUCGAAUACUACUGCAACACCACGAACAUCAGCAAGAGUAGAAUAGAGUACCACACCAGCGGCUACGCCUGGAGGUACAUCAGAGCAUCCAUGUCACUGGCUGGCUUGCUUCCGCCUUUGUGUGACGAAGGCAGCAUGCUUCUGGACGGUGGCUACAUUGACAACCUCACUGUCUCACACAUGAAGAGAUUAGGAGUGGACACCAUCUUUGCAGUGGACGUCGGCUCCCUUGACGACGACACCCCACAGGCUUACGGUGAUUCGCUGUCCGGCGUGUGGGCGUUCUGGAACAGGUGGAACCCGUUCUCGGGAACGCCCAAUCCUCCGACGCUGGCCGAGAUCCAAGCCAGGCUAGCCUACGUGUCAAGCGUCGACGCCCUUGAACGAGCGAAGACGAUGGCUGGCUGCUUCUACAUGCGGCCGCCGAUCGAUGACUACGGUACGCUCGACUUUGGCAAGUUUGACGAGUUGUACCAGAUGGGAUAUAAAUAUGGACAGGAGUUUUUGCAGAAGCUUAGAGACGAUGGUGUCUUGCCUCUCAUGGAGGAGACCGAGGCCAAGAAAGCGAUGCGGAGGACGAUGGCACCGAGAAGAGCCAGCAUAUAG